CUUUAGAGGGCACUGCUGCAGACCAAGGCACCGACAUUUCCUGAAGUUGGUCUGCAUGUCCCCCUGUAACGAGUCCUCUGCCUCAUCCCACUUCAGCUGAACCCCUCAACCUUUAUAGAAAAAGGAGACAAGCCCUGAAGUAUCCCACCAGGACCAUUAUCAUUUAGCCUGAGUCUGGAGCCUGCAGCCAAGAUGGCGCAGGAGUGCGGGGCGUGUGAGGACAUUUCUGGGCGUGUUGGAGGGUUGCACAUCACAGUGCGAAAGCAGUCGGAUGGUCGCGUGCGUCUGGAGUUGUGCAAAACGUGCAAGCUUUACCACUGUCCCUUCUGCCAGCCUUCGGUCUACAAGCCGAAAGCAGAAUAUGCAAAUGUUUGGACACACGUUGAAAUCCACAGAAUGAGGGCCUUGAAACAUGGAGAAUUCAAUAUCCAUGUUUGCCAGCUGAAGUGCAGACGAGAAAGACAUUUCCACUGUCCGUACUGUCCCAGGACGAUCAUGACCCGGAAACAUUUUGAAAGGCACAUGAACAAUUGUGUUGAGCUGCAAAGUUUGACACGUGUUAAGGCUGCAAUUCCGCCCUCGACUCCUGCUCAGCCCGUUCCUGCAGCAGGUCAGCGUGUCAUCCUCCUGGUCAACCUCGCUGCCCCUCUUCAGCAAACUGUCGUGAUGGGACAGAAUCCUGCUCCCCCUAAACCCUUUGUUAAAGCAGAGUCCACAUCAGGCCAGCCCCCUGCUCCCACUCAGACAAAAUCCACCUCAAGACAACCACCUGCUUCUUCUGAGCCUCCUGUUUCACCAACAUCAGGGCGCCCCCCUGGUCCACCUGAACCCCCUGCUCAGCCACAAUCAUUGGCAGAUAAGCGCCCUGUUGCACCUCAGUCAACCUCAGACAAGUCCCCUACUCCUCAAAAAUCCACACUCGGUCAGUGUCCUUCUCCAGCUGUCGUUCCCCCAGCUACAGCUUUCCAGCCUGCUGGUUUGCCUGACUUACCCGGUCAGCCUACAACCCCAGCGGUCCACUCCGCUUCUCCAACAGACAGCCCUAUGAAGCCACCAGGACAAAUACACGGCGCGGUACGGAGAAAAGUAAAAUGUCCGCUGUGCAACCUUUACUUAAACCCAAAGAAUCUGAGAAUACAUAAUCUCCGGAAACACUUAAUUUCUGAAAGGGACAUGACAGCCAAAAACCAUCUUAAGAGUCAGUGUAUUGACGCCAAUAACAGUGUGUAUGCUGUAGCAAAGGCGUACAAGGCCACUGCCGUACCUCUGCACGUCAUCAAACAGAGGUUAAGUAGCACAAACAACAUGAUGUGCGAAGAGGAUCGGUGCAAGAGCGUUUCGGAUUUUCGAAAGCGGAGCAACUUGCCCGAGAGCCAGUGUCCUCACCUACGCUCUGUUGAUUUCUGUUUAACUCGCGCAAACAGAGUCGACCUGAAACCAGAACUGCUGCAGGAACUGACCGUCGACAAACGCAUAGGAAAGGACAUGGCUGCCAAGUGCCUUAACUAUCGCGACAUAGCCUCUCAGAACGGAGCGCCGCUUGUCGCCCUUGUGGAUCUCGGUGGAAGUCAUUGCUUGUAUUUGUCUGUGUUUGAGCCAAACAUGUCCCAGUGCAGCAAAUUGGGUCGAUUAUUUGUGACCUUCACUCUAAAAGGACGGAUUUGGCAUUGUGUUUGUUCUCGAGGUAGGGUUCCCUGCUUGCACAGAUGUCUUGCCAAAUGGUUUCUUUUCCAAACCAAGAAAGAUUUACUAUCCUCUAAUGCGAAACAAGACGCACCCAUGAGCCCGUCUGAGCUGAUAGGUGACUCACCUGCGGAAACCUCCACUGGAGAGGAGCCUCUAAAACAGAUGGCGGCGUACAUUUACAACCAAAAGAAAUUGCCCAACAUGUUUCCAGGGGACAUCGACCAGUUGGAGCCUGAAACACGUUUUCCAAAGCAUUUGGUUCCAUCUGAAACAGUCUGCCAGGUGUGCCGGGGUGACGUCUUCUUAUCAGAACCGGUUUUGAUCACCAACAAAGCCAGAGUCAUAACUCUAACAGGAAUGACAGAAGAUAAUUCCACACUUUCCAGAAAGUGUCCAGACUGUCAGAUGGUCUACCGUUACCAGGAGUGGGGGGAGGGGCUUCACAACUACAACAACCACAUAAUCCUGAGUCUGCAGCUGUGCAUGCUUCUGCAAAACUCCAUCAAGAUUCACGCUGCUGAUGGUGGAGUGGAGGUGCUGGAACGGACAGUAGGUGUCAAGUCUUCAUGUGGCUUGGAGGUGCUUCAGGCGUACCUUCACUUUGAAGCUCUUACAAGUCACACCUGUCAGUCUGAGGUCAUGAUGGAUCUUUAUCGAAAAGGGGUUUUCAACAUGGCAGGGAUUGAGAUCAAGGACUUGCCUGAAUCCUUCACUGGAGAAGUAAAUGCAGACGACUUCUGGGGUUCAGCGUGCCUGGAGAUCAUAUCGAGCAGCCUGGAGGCUCGAAGUCCCGGCUAUAAAUCUAAGUUAGACGAUAAACUGAAAGAAGCUGCAGCGUCUGCCGUCUCGACCUCCUUCUCUCUGGCUGAAAGAAAGAGGCUAACUAAAGAAAGAACAGACGAGUGUCACAGAGCUGUGGCCAGAUUUCUUGUUAAGGGAUUACAUCCUGUGUCGACAGUAGAGUCACCGUGGUUCAGAGAGAUGACAGAAAUGCUGAACCCAAAGUACUGCCUGCCUUCCAGAGAUCAGCUCACAAACAAACUGAUUCCUUCAUGGUUCUCUGCAGAGAAAAAAAGUGUCAUCAGAGAGCUGCUGCACGUUUCUAAGGCUGCAUUGACGUGCGACUGGUGGUCAAGUGUUAACCGUGAUCAAUACAGGACAGUUUCUUUGCACUUCAUAACAAACGGCCAGAUGACGCAUAAAGUGCUGCGCACUAACCAGGUUUACGACGCUCAGGCAGACACAGCAGUGGCCGAGCAGGUAGCAGCUGUACUGAAGGAGUUUGGUGUCGGAGGCAAAGUUGUUGCCAUGACAGUGGAUAAUGCGUUCAGUGUGGACAGAGACAUAAAGAAACUGAAGUUCAGGAAGCUGAGAUGCUUUGCCCAAAUUCUCAACGGAGCAGCUCAGAAGGUUUACACCAGCAACACUUUGGUGCGAUGGGCAUCAAAGAUAAGAGCUGCAGUUGUGGGGAUGCAAAGUUCCUCAGCAGCUCAAGCUGUUCUGCACGAGAAGCAAAAGCUUUUGAAUCUACCACGACGCUCUUUAGCAAUCGAUGUCCAAGCACACUGGAACUCAUUGUACCUCAUGGUGGAGAGGUUUGUGGAGCAGUUUUCUGCCAUCCAGGCCGCCACAACAGAUCCCCGGAUCAAACCUUCUGUUGAGAAGAAGAGGCUGGAAACGCUCUCAGACGAUGAUUACUGGAAAGCAGAGGAGUUCAUUAGGACCAUGAAGCCCCUGUACACGUCUACUCUCUGUGUCUCAGCCGACAAGAAUCCGUCAUGUAGUCAGAUAUUUCCCAUCCUGAAAAAACUGGAGGCCCACUUUGAACCCGGGGACGAGGACUCUCUCUUCACAGCCACACUCAAGGAAAAAGUCUGGGCUGACCUGUCCGCAUGUUACAGGGAUGCUGCUACCUGGAAGUUCCUACAGGAGUCCAGCGCUAUGGAUCCAAGGUUCAAGAACAGCAUUGACUCAGAUGAGAUUUGGUCCAGAGUGAAAACGGCUGCGGUUAGGGCUGCAACCUUGAGAGAGGUUUCAAACUCAGAGGAACACAGACUUUUACACGAGGACAGUGAUGAAGAGUAUUCAAAUGAGUCUCUGCUUCCCAAAAGGCCGAGGCUAACUGCCCUGGAGGAGCUUUUUGAGGAGGAAGACAGAGCCCUAAAGAGCAGUGCAUCAGUGGAAAACACACUUUCAAUACCUGAAAGAGUCCAGCAAGAGAUACAGCUGUACAGGAAACUGCCUGCUAUACCCACAUCACAGGACGCUCUGGCCUGGUGGUGGGAGAGACGGACCACUCUGGCUCUCCUGUCCGAACUCUCUAACUCAUACCUCUGUGUGCAAGCGUCGUCUACUCCUGGGGAGAGAGUGUUUUCAACAGCAGGAGACACAAUGAGUCAGGAGAGGGCACACAUUCUACCAGAAAAGGUCGAUAUGCAGAUUUUUCUACAGAAAAACUGCUAAAACUAAGACAACCAAUACAUGCAACAUUAAAAUCCUGAUAUUUGCUGAUUACGUGUUCAACAGCAACAUUCACUGUAAUGCUAGUUAAAAGAUAUGUUCAUGCUUUAUCUAACAAUAAGCAUGAGUAAACACGUUUCCUUUAAAUAUAUAUGUAUAUAAUGUGAUAUUUUUGUUAUUGUGAAGUUCAUUUUUACAUCACAAAGAUGGCACACAAUAAAGUCUGUGU
Labrus mixtus (cuckoo wrasse) is the source of this 4375-nucleotide messenger RNA. RefSeq lists its product as uncharacterized. The record is from RefSeq and is a predicted model, not a curated record. The transcript is spliced from 13 exons. NCBI's taxonomy places the organism in Eukaryota, Metazoa, Chordata, Actinopteri, Labriformes, Labridae. Gene Ontology annotation, molecular function: protein dimerization activity. The coding region runs from base 193 to 4149 and encodes 1318 amino acids.